This is a messenger RNA of Cladocopium goreaui, 789 nucleotides long. NCBI's taxonomy places the organism in Eukaryota, Dinophyceae, Suessiales, Symbiodiniaceae. The record is from the annotation of a GenBank genome assembly.
AUGUCUGAUGACCGUCUUCAGGAUUGGGAGCGGGAAGCCAUUAAUUCCUACCUCUCCUGGAAGGGCGGCAAAGGCCCCAUCCCCUACGUGAACCCGACGGCCAAAGGUGACGGAAAGGGCGACGGCAAGGCAAACCCCAAGGGGGAGAAAGGCGAGAAAGGCGAGAGCAUGUGCAAAGGAGGCAAGGGUGACGGCAAGCAUGGCAAAAACCCUGAAGGUGCGAAGGCACCUGGCCCUGGCCCCCCUCCAGGCAAAGGAUCCAUGCGCCCACCGGAGCCCGUCACAAAAGGAUCAGCUUCUUCGGCGCCGCCUCCCUUGGGCGCAGUGUCAGCAACUCCAUCAUCGACUGGGAUUCGACCAAAGCAACGCCCACCGGCAGGAAGUUGGGUAAGCGCGUGGCUUUGGCUGCCUUCGGGAACAGUCCUUGGAUCGCUGCCAGGCACUCCUGGGCCCCCACCUGCAGCGCCUCCUCCAGCAGCUGCCUUGCCUCGUGAUGAAUCCUCUUCGAGCCAGGACAGGGUUGUCUUCCUUGCAGGUGCCGAAUCCGUGCCUGUGGAGCCAGAGCCAAUGCCACCGCCUCCUCCUCGUCGUGACCAUGAUCAUGGAUAUGCUGCUUCUUCCACUGCUGCCAGCCAUGAAGAUGCGCUGCACACGCCGCGCACUGCUGCUAGUGCUCCUGCAGCUUCUGUGCGCCCCGAGCGACGUGACCAUGAUCGUGUGCGACGUGGCAGCGACCGCAAGAGAAGCCGCGAUCGCCGCCGCCGUCGGCGGGACAGCAAUGACACCUGA